AUGGCUGGUGCCGCGACCGACUCGCCUUCCAACAAGCGUCCGCUCAGUAUCGAGACCGACAAGAAGAAUGACGCCGCCCGCAUCCCGGUGACGCUGCUGUCGGGUUUCCUGGGCAGCGGCAAGACGACGCUCCUGCAGCACAUUCUCAAGAACAAGGACCACGCGCUGCGCGUGGCGGUGAUCGUCAACGACAUGGGCGAGCUCAACAUCGACGCGGACCUCGUGGCGUCCGCCGGCGUGCUCCAGCGCGAGGAGCAGCUCGUGCGUCUCGAGAACGGCUGCAUCUGCUGCACGCUGCGUGUGGACCUGCUCGAGCAGAUCGCGCGCAUCGCCCAGCAGGGUGAGGUCGACUACAUCGUGAUCGAGAGCUCGGGUAUCAGUGAGCCCAUGCAGGUGGCCGAGACCUUUGUGUUUGAGCUGCCUGAGGGCGCCGAGGAGGCGUACGCUGCGAUGAAGGAGGAUGCCGCUACGUCUCCGAGCAGCUCGAAGCGCUCCCGCACCGAGUCUGAGGUUUCUUCGGCCGACGAGGCCAGCGCCACCGCUGGAAUUCGCUCCGUUCAGCUGGACGAGCUGCUGGUGCGUGGCGACGAGAAGCUGCCGCUGCUGCGCGACAUUGCGCUGCUGGACACGUGCGUGACGGUCGUUGACGCGGCCACCUUCUUCCACGUGUUUGACGACCCGCGCAUGCUCGCGGACGUGGAGGAGAACCGCAGCCAGCUCCCCGAGGGCGACACGCGCACCAUCACCGACCUUCUGAUCGACCAGAUCGAGUUCGCUGACAUUAUCCUGCUCAACAAGACGGACCUCGUGCCCACCAAGGACGUCGAGGCUAUCGAGAAGGUGCUGCGCCGUCUCAACUCGUACGCCAAGAUCGAGCGCACCGUCAAGGGCCGAGUGGACCCCAAGAUGAUCCUCGGCACCGAGCUCUUCUCCUUCGAGCGCGCGUCCAAGCAGACGGGCUGGCUCGAGUCGCUCACGGUGCCGCACACGCCCGAGACCGUCGAGUACGGCAUCGGGUCGUUCCUGUACAAGGCUUCGCGCCCGUUCCACCCCGCGCGUCUGACGGGCAUCAUCCAGGACGAGUUCGUGAUUGUCGAGGCGCCGACGCUGCCCCCAUUCCCGUCCGACGACGACGAUGGACAUGAUCACGAUCACGAAGAGGAGCAAGAAUACGAGCAGGAGGAGGAGUCUGCUGAAGGAGACCAGGAGAUGGAGGAGGAAGAAGAUGGUGAGCCCCUGGGUGAGCAGGAGAUCGCCAAGCGACUCGAGAGCAAGCAGAACGGCCUCUUCAAGAACCUUCUGCGCAGCAAGGGCGUCUUCUGGCUCGGCACUCGGCCCUACAACUACGCCACGUGGUCCCAGGCGGGUCUGUACUGCACGCUGGCCAACGGCGGCAUGUGGAUCGCCGCUCUGCCCGAGGAGGAGCGGACGCGCACGAUGAAGGAGCUGCCCAACUACAAGGAGCUGAUGGCGCGGGAGCACGGCGACCGUGGCCAGGAGCUCGUCUUCAUCGGUCGGUUCUCCCAGGAGGACAAUGAGAUCGCCAAUAUCCGCGCGGCACUCGACUCGUGUCUGCUCACGGACGAGGAGAUGAAGCAGUACAAGGCUGGCGACGUCGAGGAGUGGGAAGACCCCUUUGAGCCCUGGGAGUACUACACCUUCGAGGACUAA
Molecule: messenger RNA, 1671 nt
Organism: Phytophthora sojae
Lineage: Eukaryota; Oomycota; Peronosporomycetes; Peronosporales; Peronosporaceae
Exons: 1
Coding region: 1-1671 (556 amino acids)
Source: RefSeq, a predicted model, not a curated record